Messenger RNA from Guillardia theta CCMP2712, 987 nucleotides. RefSeq lists its product as hypothetical. The record is from RefSeq and is a predicted model, not a curated record. Gene Ontology annotation, biological process: RNA methylation. Lineage: Eukaryota; Cryptophyceae; Pyrenomonadales; Geminigeraceae. The transcript is spliced from 6 exons. Gene Ontology annotation, molecular function: methyltransferase activity. Bases 1 to 987 code for a protein of 328 amino acids.
AUGUCGAGCGCUGGGAAGUUGCGCAAGCAACUGCCCGGCCUUGUAGAGAAGUUGGAUCAGUUUCUUCCCCUUGCUCGAGUGGAGUCGAUCCUCAAAGCGUAUACGACGACAAGGAGGACCACGUUCCGGUUGAAUCGUCUCCGUGUGAAAGGGAAGCAAGCAGAGGAAGCGGUGCUGGGAGGGAUCCAAGAGAAGCUGGAAGAGCUCUCGAGCAGGAAGCGAGCAGUGCGGCUAGAGAGAUGCCCAUGGAGCGAAGACGCCUUCAUCGUCUCUCCUGCUGGCGUCCAGGUGAAGCACCUGAUCGACCUGCAUGCUCACAAGCAAGGUCUCUUCCACUUCCAGUCAUGGUCCAGCAUGAUCCCGCCGCUCUGCAUCGAUUAUAUGAGGGGAGGGCACCUUCUUGACAUGUGCGCGGCGCCCGGGGGGAAGGCGAGCAUGAUAGCUGAGAGGAUGAAGGAGGGGUGCAGGCUGGUGGUCAACGAGAAGGACAGGAGGAGGUACGAGAAGAUGUGCUUUAUCCUCUCCCAGCUUGUUCCCGACGACCUGCUCCCUGCCCUGUCGUUGAGGAAUUGUGAUGCGAGGAAGUUCCGGCUAGUGGACGGGGAGCAGGAGGCGUCGGAGGGGAGGCAGGACGGAAGCAAGUUUGACAAGACCAUAUCACAAGCGUUCGACACUAUCCUACUGGAUGCUCCGUGUAGCGGGGAGGGAAUCAUCAAUAUGGGGGAGCCAGGAAGUUACAAACUGAGCAGCUGCCCGGAGGUCUCGGUAGAGGAACUUCCUCCUCCUUUCAGAGCCAACGACGGAGGGUUCAGAGAGCAGGAUUGUUUCGCCAAGGGCCUCAUGGUGACUUCUCGGCUGAGUGGAGGCAGCGGAGUGACGGAGGCGGAGCAGGGGAGUCUCUCGCAAGCCCAGGCAGCUCGUUGCCUGCGCGUUUACCCGUCGGAGACCAUGGAGGGUUUCUUUGUGUGCAGGCUGAGAAAGAACUGA